AUGAAAGCUUCAACGUCAAUCAGGACAGCUCUGUUGGCAACAGUAGCAACCAGAGCAGCAGCAGACUGUUCGACUGCCGGUAUCCAGGCCUUGCUUCCCUCUAUUGCUACCGUGGACUUUGUGCUAUGGCAAGCCGGAGGUUCAACUUUCUCGGUCCCUGCGGGAGACAUCGCGUAUCCGAGAUCGCCCACUAAUAUGACGGCUCAUUGCGCCGUUCAGAUCCGCGUCCGAAAUGGGACUUCAAAUUAUGGCUUUGGCAUGUUCUUGCCUGAUGACUGGAAUGGAAGAUUCUUGUAUGACCACCUCUUUGUCUCUGAUUGGGAAUGUCGUCAGGCUGAUAGAGAUGUCCAGNNGGCUGUAGGAAAUGGCGGCUACGCCGGCGGCAUCAACUGGCUGGACAUGGUAGGUCCAAGCAUGCCCUCUCUCGUGUGCAUGUUGCUGAUCAAACAUCAGGGCAGUGGAUUAGGAUAUGGUUUCGCGGUCAUGUCGACAGAUACUGGACACAACAGCACCGCCUUCGACGGCACAUGGGCAUAUGGACAACAAGACAAGCUCAAAGAUUGGGGCUACCGGGCCAUGCACGGAUCGACUGUGCUGGGUAAGCAAUUGACCCAAAGCUACUACGGCUACAAGCCAAAGUAUAGUUACUACAGAGGCUGCUCGACUGGCGGACGUCAAGGCCUUCGUGACAUCCAGCUAUACCCCGAGGACUUUGAUGGUGUUAUUGCUGGAGCUCCUGCUUGGUACCUGACUCACAUGUCGCCAUUUACACUCAAGGCAGGUACUUACAACCUCCCUGUCAACGCAUCGACCCAUAUCCCAAACAACCUGUUUCCCGUUAUCAAUGCCGAAGUCAUUCGACAAUGCGACGGCCUUGAUGGUGUCAAAGACGGCAUCCUCUCGGACCCUCAAGCUUGCAACUUUGACAUCGAUGCUCUGCUCUGCACGCCAAGAUCCAACCAAUCUGCAUGCUUGACUGCACCUCAGCUCACCACCCUCUUCAAAAUAUACUCUGACUAUGUUGAGACGAAUGACACCUGGGUAUUUCCCCACUACUGGAAGGGUAGCGAGCUUGGCUGGCCUCUUAUCUUUGGUGCUCCUCCAGGAGGUCUGGGUGUGGACUACGUAACCUCGUUCAUGCAGUACGGUCCGAAUUGGAAGUGGCAAGAUUAUGACUUCAGCGUCGUCCAGAACGCUGAGAGGAUCCGUCCUGGUAACGCAACCGCAGACGACUUUGACUUAUCUCCUUUUAUGAAGAACGGCGGCAAGUUGCUAAUCUACCAUGGAAUGGCUGAUCAAUUGAUCCCCACCGGCAGCAGUUUGUACCUGUACUCCCAAAUCCUGCGUGAACUUGCACCCCGAGGGAUCGAGCUGGACGACUUCUUCCGCUUCUUCCUAGUUCCUGGUAUNGGGGUAAGUGCUUUUCUUUCCGUUGCUUCCAUAUAA
Aureobasidium vineae is the source of this 1446-nucleotide messenger RNA. Lineage: Eukaryota; Fungi; Ascomycota; Dothideomycetes; Dothideales; Saccotheciaceae. The record is from the annotation of a GenBank genome assembly.